AUGGCGAGGGAGAAGAACGCGCUUGUCGCCAUGUCCAUUGCCUGUAUGGACGCGUACGGCGAGCUCGUCACCGCAGAGCUCAACCUGAAGGACCCGGAAGUCUGGCUGCCGCUUUACGCAACUGUGCUCCGCAGGUUGCUGCCGACGGGCCAGGUUCCGACUCCGGCUGCGUUGUUGGACAUUAUGCUCCUUCAUCUACUCUCGAAGAAGGAGCGCGGGGUUGUGGACAGAGGAGCUGUUGUGCAGCUGCUGGCGUGGGUUGAGCAUCUGGGCAAGGAGCGAGAGGAGGCUGAACGGCGGGCGCUAGUCGCUAUCUAG
Colletotrichum navitas is the source of this 318-nucleotide messenger RNA. RefSeq lists its product as uncharacterized. The transcript has a single exon. Bases 1 to 318 code for a protein of 105 amino acids. The record is from RefSeq and is a predicted model, not a curated record. Lineage: Eukaryota; Fungi; Ascomycota; Sordariomycetes; Glomerellales; Glomerellaceae.